This is a messenger RNA of Ilex paraguariensis (yerba mate), 1020 nucleotides long. Lineage: Eukaryota; Viridiplantae; Streptophyta; Magnoliopsida; Aquifoliales; Aquifoliaceae. The record is from the annotation of a GenBank genome assembly.
AUGCCAAAGUCAGGUGACGAAGGAUUUUUCUUUCAUGAGAGGGUGAAAGAAAGGGACAACUCACGCGCAGGUUUGGUAGGUUGGAAGGGAAACCAAAAGGUAAUGCCGAAACUUACGAUGAUAUCAUCUUUUUUUGCAGUGAUUGCAAAUGGACUUUGUAAGCAGCUGUGUGUGAGAAUGUUUCCGCAGCUCUCCAGUGUUGCUCAUGUGAUUGAAACUAGUUGCUGCUGCUGCAAAGCAAAAAAAUCGGCUCCUCUAUUUCGAGCUCUUACAGGGUUUGCAUUAAGUGAUUGCAUAGCAGAUGCAGUUGGGGCUUCUAGCACUGAUCGCUAUCCAUUUGAAAGCAUUGCAAAUACUUUAGAACCAAGGGACAGAUUACUACGGAGAUUCUCAUACUGGUCAACUAAAGGACACCGUGAUCCUGCUGCACCUGAGACACUAAUAUACAAAUUAAGUGCUGAUCUUUGUGUGAUUACUCAAAUAAAUAUACGGCCCUUCCGAGAUAAUGCUGUUCUUGAAUUGGGCCAACGCAUAUACUCUGCAAGAGCUGUGCGAUUCCGAUUUGGUCAUGCCAAGUCCCUGGAGGAUAUAGAGGGUGAUCUCAUGCAUCUGCCAUUACUACAACCUGUAGAUGACAAGUUCAUAUGGACAUACACGUCAGUAGAGUUUCCAAUGGCUCAGGUGAGUUGUACCGUGGAAAAUUCCUUGCAGAAGUUCAAGCUGCCAGAACCUGUUCUUUACAUUGGUGGAUUUUUGCAGAUUGAGCUGUUGCGUGGGGUUCAGAGACAUGAUAUGAAUGGUUUAUUUUACAUAUGUGUGUCUCAUGUUCAAGUGGUGGGGCGAUCACUGUCCCCUACAAUUGGUAUUGAGAUUCUUGAACCGUCGGGGAAGUUUUCAUUGAAGUAUGACUCUGAGGCUUUUGAUCAUACCUUGAAAAGCUCUUCUGAUGGUGGUCCUCCAGUCUCUUCUGUUGAAUGGGACGAUGAGGACAAUGAAGUGGAUGAGGGAGUUAUUCUCUAG